AUGAACGGGGCUGACCCCCCCGAUAGCAACAGGUUUCGCUUGCUCGAUCCUGACUUAUCGCUACCCAAAAAACGCAUUAAAGUCAAUGAUUUUGUUCCUCUCCCGGAGAUAAAACAAAACGAUGACCAUAUUCCUCGUUUUCUAAUCGCCCGUGCUACGGGACCUACCAUCGAAGAAAAAAUCCGCCCCUUAUCUUCAUAUAACGUCUUUCAAAUUGAAAGAGGCCUAAAACACAUAUGCGCUGACAGCAUUGUAGUUACUGAACUGAGGUCCGGUGACCUGUUGAUCAAAACCACAAAUGCAAAAGCAGCCGACCGUUUCAUGAAAGCCACUCACAUAGGUAUAAUACCUGUGAAAAUAACGUCACACAAGGGCCUUAAUACUAUUCAAGGACGCAUUUAUUCGAAAAAUCUGAUCGAUAUUUCCGAGAAAGAACUGACAGAAGAACUAUCCAGUCAAAAGGUUGUCGAAGUAAGGAAAGUAAUGCGUAAAUCAGGCGACCGUUUAGUUCCAACAGGCGCUGCUAUCUUAACAUUCGACCUAAUUCGCAGACCAGACAUCAUAAAACUCGGUUGGGAGAGAGUCCGUGUCCAGGAAUACAUCCCGAAUCCCAUGAGAUGUCGCAAUUGUCAACGUCUCGGUCACACAAAGAAUAGAUGCCGGAACACAGAACUCUGCAAAGAAUGUGCCAAUACAACACCACAUGAAACAUGUCAGAGGACUUUCUGCAUUAACUGUGAAAAUGAAGCUCACCCUUCAUACGAUCCUAGCUGUCCUACAUUCCUGAAGCAUAAAUCAGUCAAUAAAAUAAAAAUCGACCGUCGAUGCACAAUUAGAGAUGCGUGGAAAAUUUUCAAUAGCAACCCAGCAGCAUUUCAAAUCCAACCCUUCAAAAAGAAUAUUAAUACGCCGUCCAUGGCACAGAUCGUUAAAAACAAUAAGCCCGCUACAAAUGAAAUAGAUAGGAAUAACAAAGAAGAUAAUAAUGCACAGAAUUCAACAACAAAGAAACCCAACAAAUAUCAAGAAAAAUACAUAAGCAACGGAACAUCUAACAAACAAAAGCAGAAUACGUACACCAGCAACAAGGAGUUUUUGCAGAAAAAUGUAGAAGAAACCACACCAAAAAGAAAACAACCAUCAAAACCAACUAACACAGACACAACUAUUCAAGCAUCAACUUCUAAUAGCACUACUACAACCAAUGGCACGCCAACAGGCAAUUUUACCCACUCAACAACAAAUGAAACAGAAACAUCACCUUACAGCCAAUUAUACAAAAAAUUUCCUGACCUUAAUGUCCUGAUCACCCCAAAAACAUUCACACAUACUUGUCCCCAACGCAACAUACCCAGCGAACCAGAGGAAACCGAUAUUACAGACUACGACUUACACCUGUCAUAA
Molecule: messenger RNA, 1404 nt
Organism: Rhagoletis pomonella (apple maggot)
Lineage: Eukaryota; Metazoa; Arthropoda; Insecta; Diptera; Tephritidae
Exons: 1
Coding region: 1-1404 (467 amino acids)
Source: RefSeq, a predicted model, not a curated record